This is a messenger RNA of Neoarius graeffei (lesser salmon catfish), 1024 nucleotides long. It is a transcript of the gene ppil6, whose product is annotated as peptidylprolyl isomerase (cyclophilin)-like 6. Gene Ontology annotation, biological process: protein peptidyl-prolyl isomerization. The transcript is spliced from 8 exons. Gene Ontology annotation, molecular function: peptidyl-prolyl cis-trans isomerase activity. The coding region runs from base 2 to 883 and encodes 293 amino acids. NCBI's taxonomy places the organism in Eukaryota, Metazoa, Chordata, Actinopteri, Siluriformes, Ariidae. The record is from RefSeq and is a predicted model, not a curated record.
CAUGGCGUUUGAAAUACAGUUAGAAGUUGUUGGUUUGUUAAAAACGCAUAAUUUUCAUGCGGCUACAAGUAUUGCAGAGGGACUGAAACAAAAGUUCCAAGUUUCAUUUUCUGAUCCUAUCAUUCGCCCGUUGCUUGAAAGUGACUGGCAUGUCUAUAUGACGAAUAAAACAAGGGAGCUCAGGGGGGAGAUGUGGCAGUACCCCGGGAAUGUCGUGUGCUUCGUGAACGGGAGUUUACUGGGUGAUGAGAAGCAGCUCUGCACUUGGGCAGAGAAACAGUGGAUGUUUACUUUCUUCCGUCCACGAGCGCUUUAUGAGGCUCUCGCCCAGGAGUGUUACACCAAACACCUGCGCAGCACAGGGCAUAUAUUUGUAUAUAUGGAUGUUGUGAUUGGAGGCGAGGCAGUUGGGCGAAUGCUGUUUGAGCUCUUCUCAGAUCUGUGUCCAAAGACAUGUGAUAACUUUAAAGCCCUGUGCACUGGAGAGGCAGGCACCUCUCAAAGCCAACUCACACUUUGCUAUAAGGAUUCCUUAUUCAACAGAGUAGUGCCUAAUGGUUGGGUGCAGGAAGGAGACAUUACAUUACAAAGCAGAGGCGAUGGUGGGGAGUCCAUCUAUGGUCCAACAUUUGAAGAUGAGAAUUUCUCUGUGUCUCACAACAAGCGAGGCAUCCUGGGCAUGGCCAACCGAGGUCCCCACACUAACAGCUCUCAGUUCUACAUCACGCUACAGCCAGCCUUGUGGAUGGACAAAAAAUAUGUGGCCUUUGGGCAAGUCGUUGAAGGUACAGAGGUUCUUAGGAGACUAGAAGAGGUGCCCACUUAUAACGAAAGGCCAAAACAAGACUGCAAGAUAGUCACAUGUGGAUUGUUGGAUCCUUGAUUGACUGUCAUGGUAUACAAUUUAUUAAAAAGAAAAUGUUUCACUUGUGUCUACUGUCGUACACACUCCAGUAUCUUAGAAUGGUCUUUUACAUCAAAGCCUUCACAUUAAAACUAACCCUGUAGAAGGUUUAGAAUUUUA